CAUUUCAUUGACAUUUGUGUUUCAUUUUCGUAGUGGUUGGUCGUGUUACUUUUCAGUGGAAAAUAAUAUUAUUUAGUGAAUAAUAAAUAAGACGUAAUUAGUUUAAUAAAUAAAAUGGUGGCUCCAUCAGUUAUUUACGCUGCGGUCCCUAUUUCUGUGCUGGUUGCGAUAGGGUUACUGCGCAAAUGGAGGUCCAGGAAUUGGGCUAAGUGUAGGAGUAAUACUUGCUUGCGGGGCAAGACUUAUUUGAUCACUGGUGCCAGCAGUGGGAUUGGGCUAGAGACAGCAAAGGCCCUGGUGAAAAGAAAGGCGCGGAUUAUAAUGGCGUGCCGAGACGUCGCGAAGGCAAAGGCUUUGAUUGCCGGUAUACGGAAGGAGCAGCCUUAUGGUGGAGAGCUCAUUCCCAUGCAGCUAGACCUAGCAUCAUUUGAAUCCAUCGAGAAGUUUGUAGAAGUUAUAAAGGCUGGCUUCUACAAAAUAGACGUACUUAUCAACAAUGCCGGUGUGGCUGUGCCUUUGAAACUGGAUUUGAAAACCAAAGAAGGCUUUGAAAUACAUUUUGGUGUUAACCACUUGGGACAUUUCUACUUGACACAGCUUCUAAUUGAACAUCUGAAGAAAGGCUCUCCCAGCAGAAUCGUUAUAGUGUCGUCAACGCUGCAUGAAAAAGGUGAAAUAAACUUUAACGACUUGAACUCAAGAGCUGAAAUCGAGGAGGCGAAGCAGGGCAAGACUCGUGGCCGUCACAUUACUGCAUACCAGAACACUAAGCUGAUGAAUUGCUACUUUAUGAGAGCGCUGGCAGAUCGGCUGAAAGGGACCGGCAUUGACGUUAGUUCUUGCUGCCCUGGAUUCUGCUAUACUAGCUUAUUUAGGUACUCAAUCAAAUGGUAUCAUUACAUUCUAAUGGCGCCUGUAUUUCUGCUAUUCAUGAAGACUGCUAAACAGGGUUCCGAAACAGUGGUGUACUGCGCCAGUGACUACAGCAUUGAAGGUAAAACCGGUAAGAUGUAUCGGGAGUGCGCGGAGUACGAUUCCAAGUACCCCUUCGACAAGGAGGUCGAGACGAAGCUGUGGGAGGUCUCCGAACAGCUGAUCAAGGCUAGAAAACCUAUCCCUAUUGCUUAAACUACUAGCUAAUACCAGGAGUUAUUGUGGACUUGUCACAGAGUCGACUCGUCACAGGAAAUGUAUGAAGCCACGAUAGCUGAACAGUGAAGGGAUCGGACUGGCCGACUCGUGAUCCGGGGAACGCGGGUUCGGUCCCCGCCGCCGCGCGACUAUUGUGGUGAGCUCACUCGUGACACAAGCAUAUUUAGCUUAGUCCGAGCGGGAGUUUUAGUGAUUUGUGAAAUAACAAAUUACUAAUAAUCUUUAAAAAAAAAUGAAUCCGUCACUUUUUAGAUAAUUUAUGAGCAAAUUGAUACGUACGGAUGACACAUGUAGGUAAACUCUGUGCAUCUUUUGCACUUGUAAUAGAGGCGAUUUUGGAAUGUAUAGUCUGGUGUGCUGGUCACUGUACUUAUCCGCGUCUAUGACGAUUAUUUUACUUUCAAUGUAUGAAACUUACAAGUGCGACGAAUCGACUUUGUGGCAAAUUGACAAUAAUCAUUUACAAGAAUGCGCGGGCGCAAUUGAGCCGUUAAAGCCAAAACACGAUGCGUUGCGGCAGCGAUGCGACUCCGGAACGGUGUAGCUGCGUUGUCUUACAUAGAAAUAUCUGCGGCGCCGCAACCGCAACGCAUCGUGUGCUUUGGCUCUAAAAUAAUAUUUGACAUGUAAUAGUUUGUCGAAAAUUAAGUUUGUAUGUAAGAACAGAAGAUCGUGUAUGCAUUGCAUCAGUCAUCUUUGAGGUCUGAGGGCAUGUUUUAGUCAUAGAUAAAAACGUUGGCGGUGGCAAUCAGAAUACUUGCAAUUUAGCUGUUGUAAUUAGAACUUAAUGGCAUGAUUAUAUUGUUUUGUGUUGAAUGUUUUUAAUUAUUAUUAUACGAUUACAUACUCGUCGUAUAUCAUAUUUAAUUUUAUUACUGUAGGUAGGUACCUUAAUAUUUUCAUAAUAUGUAUACCCAAAGUGUACGUUAUCUUUAUCUCGAAUGUAAUAAUAAGUGAAAUAUUAUAUGUAUAAAAUUUAACCUGUUUGUUGCAAAGGACCUGUACUAUAAUCCCUUACAAUGUUUGCUCAUUUCCAGUCAUCUUGCAUAAUAUAAAUUAUUGUUUUAAAUGAAGUAGAUUUAAUUUUAAUUAUCUAACUAUUCGAAACAACAACCGACUAUGGAGACUGGGCACAAGCUAUUUUUAAUAUACACGUAAUAUUAAUUAAAUACUCAAUUUUAGGUUUUCCCACUUGUUAUAUUUUUGUUUUGACAUUAAUAUGAUGGUGUUUUUGAACUGAAAUCGAUUAUCGUGUGAUCGAAAUAACAAUAAAAGAUUAUGGAUUCGUCAAAAUAAGUUAUGUACUUACACCUUCAAUAUUGGUUUAUGAAUUUUAUUUGAGAAUAAUUUUAAUCUUAUUUAUUUAGGUGACUAUCGAGACGGUAAAUAUGUAGGAAUAAUAUUAUAAAAUGUAAUAAAAUUAAUGGACAGGGCACUAUAAACAUUGGUCCCAAUUCUGUGAGGCUUCUAUCUCUGUCCCUUUUUUCCUUAACGAAUUAAAAAGGACAAAACUAGACAAAAAAUAGAGAAUAUGUUAACAAAUUCAAUCGACUAAAUUGCUGUCAAUCUUAUUUAUAAAUUCAUAACUUUUUAUGACUGUUUUAUUUAUAUUAGAUUUCGAGAUAGUGUGACCUUCAGAAUCGUGUCCAUAUUAUUUUGUGCGUCAGUGCCUUCUAAAUAUUACUGUAUGUAAGACACGUGGGUAGUUUUAGUGUAGUGCAAUUCCAAAGACGUACAAUUUAUACACCUAUUUAUUAAAUGUUUGGGUAAUAA
Messenger RNA from Ostrinia furnacalis (Asian corn borer), 2925 nucleotides. RefSeq names its product retinol dehydrogenase 14. The transcript is spliced from 5 exons. The coding region runs from base 115 to 1128 and encodes 337 amino acids. Lineage: Eukaryota; Metazoa; Arthropoda; Insecta; Lepidoptera; Crambidae. The record is from RefSeq and is a predicted model, not a curated record.